Molecule: messenger RNA, 1027 nt
Organism: Myotis brandtii (Brandt's bat)
Lineage: Eukaryota; Metazoa; Chordata; Mammalia; Chiroptera; Vespertilionidae
Product: mastin-like
Exons: 4
Coding region: 1-738 (245 amino acids)
Biological process (GO): proteolysis
Molecular function (GO): serine-type endopeptidase activity
Source: RefSeq, a predicted model, not a curated record
AUGGCCGGGGUGGCCCAGAAGGAGUGGAAGGAGUACCUUGUUGUUGGGAAGGAGCAGAAGCCUGGACCAGCCCUGCUUCUCAGCCAGCCCCUCCCCACAGCUCCGCUGCCCCCGCCCUACCAGCUGCAGGAGGUGAUGGUUCCCAUGGUGGGGAACAGGGUCUGUAACCAGCGCUACCAGAACUCUUCCACCAGCACUGGCCAGAUCAUCAAGGAUGACAUGCUUGACAGUGUGCAGGUGGCCAGGAUCAUCCGCCACCCCAAGUACAGCCUUGAAAAAGGAGCAAAAGGUGGGGCGGACAUAGCACUUCUCAAACUGGAGGCCCCCGUGCAACCAUCUAACCUAAUCAGGUGGAUCAGCCUCCCGCCAGCCUCCUCCGCAUUCCCCCCAGGCACACGGUGCUGGGUGACUGGCUGGGGCAACACUGCUUUUGAAGAGCCGCUGCCGCCGCCCUACAAUCUGCAGGAGGUGGAGGUCCCCAUCGUGGCGAAUGAGAUCUGUCAGCAACAAUACGGCUAUGUUAUCCAGGACGACCUGCUUUGUGCCGGGAGCUGGGGACGGGGCACCUGCAAUGGUGACUCUGGGGGCCCCUUGGUCUGUAAAUGGAGGGAGACCUGGGUCCAGGUAGGCGUGGUGAGCUGGGGGAAGGGCUGCGGUCUUACCAACUUUCCUGGAGUCUAUGCCCGAGUGACAUCCUUCUUGCCUUGGAUCCGCCAUCAUAUUCAUUCCUCUCCUUGAACCCGGGGCCGGGCAAGGAUGCUGCCCAUGAGAUGAAGACAGGCCCUCCAGGGUGUCUGGGGGACCCUCCCUGCUCCCUCCCAGUGCCAGCUCUUCAUUGCACCUAGCGCCCCUCCUCCAUCCCUCCCCCCCCAGCCCCUCUGAGAUCCUCCUGCCUCAGCACCUCCAUCAGCCUCUCUCCCCUGACAGGCAAAAGGGAGAGGUGGGGUGUGCUCUGCAGUCGGGCGGGCACUGCAGGACUCCUGCCUCCUCCCCGCCCCCUGUAGCUCAUUAAACUGCAUGAAAAACU